Dichotomopilus funicola is the source of this 486-nucleotide messenger RNA. RefSeq lists its product as uncharacterized. Lineage: Eukaryota; Fungi; Ascomycota; Sordariomycetes; Sordariales; Chaetomiaceae. The record is from RefSeq and is a predicted model, not a curated record. The transcript has a single exon. The coding region runs from base 1 to 486 and encodes 161 amino acids.
AUGGGCUCAACCACCCUCAUCCGCGGGUUCAAAAUCUCAGUCGCAACGUUGGAUGCCUUCCUUCGUGCCAACAACGUUUACGAAACGUACGGAACGCCGCCCUUCUACAAACGCCAUCCAGACGAGGACCCUAUCUCCAAACUCCUCUUCUCCAAGAUCUCCCAGCACGACUCGGACGCCGAUAAGAACAAGUUCCGCGUGCUUAUCCCUCUCGUUGAGGGCGCCGGCCGUUGCACGACAGCAUAUGUCGCCUAUGCAUGGGCUGGGGUGCUGGCACACCGCGAGAUCAAGUUAGACGAGGACCUUCCGGCCGAGCUUCCUAAGGGCUUUGAGGAGUUGCGGCAGGAGAUUCUGGGGUAUGGAAAGGAUGUUGCCGAUGGGGAGAAGAUUGCAGAUGAGGGGAAGCUGGGGUUGUAUAUGGUGGUCACGUACGAAAUUCGCGGCGAUUACGGGGACGCGUUGGAUCAUACCGAGAGCACGUAUUAG